AUAGCAAUAAUAUUAAAAAUAAUGUGUCACGGUCCUAAGAUUGUACUAUUAUUGAUCUUUGAUUUCAUCAUAAUUUUUCACUGGUAGUCUCUUGGUUUUGGUUUUCAGUAUUCCUAGCUCCCUAGUUCCUUAGUAUUUCAUGAUUUCUAGUCUUUAGGUUUUGUUUAUGUGCCUUCCAUGUGUUCUGUGUUAUGUCUACUCUGUGCCUUCCUGCCCCACAUUUCAGGUCUCUGUUCUCUGUGUCUUCUUCAUCCUUGCCUCCGGGUUCGUGUGUUUCCUGUUUUACUUUGAAAGUCUGUGUCCUAUGUCAAUGUUUUCUGUUUUGCUUCCUCCCUGUUUCCUCACGUCUGAUUAGGUUCAGCUGAGUCUCCCUCCUGUUGUGCAUUCCCCUCGUUACCUUGUGUGUAUAUUUACCUGUUCUUCGUCAGACUGUCUGUGUCUCAUCAUUCUGUUCAUCUUCCCCAGUUUCUUGCUAGCUAUGGUUCUAGGUUCCCAGUUAAGGUUUUUGUUAGUUUUGUAGCGUUACAUUCAGCCACAAAUAAAGGCUCGCUUUCAGUUAAACAUCUUCAUCUCCAUUCUCUGGGUUUGGGUCCACUCCUCAUUCUCACCACACAAUUUGCCUUUGCAAACUCUGACAGUACGCUCUGACCAAAUAAUGGACCCAGCAGACUUCGAACUGCAUGAGCGGCAGCAGGCAGUUCUCGCCCAGCUGGAAGACGAGAUCAGGUGGAAACCAUGGCUCACCCCUGACUACGAAAGCAUAUUUCGAGGGACUCGUUUAGCUCUGGGGGGUCUCUCUGGGGGGCCAUUCUGCACGCUGGAGGCCAAGUUGCCUGGAUCACCGGCUUCCUCUUCCCGGAGGAGGCGGCGCUCACGCCGCCGUCGCUCUGCCCCGGCUGAGCAACCUUCAGUCGUGAGUAAAAGUGACUCCUUUUCUUACGCGCCUCCAGAACCCACAAACAUAAACUAUAAACUUACCCCAGAAAGCUUUGGGAUUUCUUUUUUGGAUGAGGAGUUGGACUUGGAGGAUUCUUUUUGUUCUGCUCCUCCUGAGGAGGUAAAAGACAAUCAUUUCUCAAGGACUGUUAACGCUGUUAAAUCAAAAACUGUAAGCCAUGUUACCAAGUCAGGUGCACCUGUAUCAGUUUCCCGGGUGAGGGGGGCCAGGGCCCGGUUGGUCCCUGCGCCGGAUUCAAGGCCGGGUGAAGCUCUGCUAGUCUCUGCAUCUGUACCAGCUCCUUGGGUGGGGACAGCAGCUGCCCAGCCGUUGCCGGUACCUACUCCGGCUCCCAGGGUGAGGGUGGCCAUGAACCAGCAACCUCCUACGCCCAUACCUAUCCCUCAGGUGGGAGUGACUGGUGUCCGGUCUGCCCCGGCGCCCAUGCCAGUUCCCAGGGCGAGGCUAGCCAGGACACAGCCCAACUCUGCACCGGUACCUACUCCUCAAGUGGGAGCGGCUAGUGUGCGGCAGGUGCCUGCACCCGUUCCUGUCUCCGUUGGAGGCUUAGGUGAGCCCGUCCAGCCGUUUCCCUCGUUUUUUGGAGGCUUAGGAGAACUAGUACAGCCACCUGCUAAUCCACCAUUACAACAACAUCAACUUCUGUCACUAGCUUACUCGCUAGCUCAAUUAUUAGCUCAGUUAUUAGCUCAGUUAUCUGCUCAGCCACCGGUUCAGCCAGGGGUUUCCACACCUGCUGGCCCUGCUUCAUCUCAGCCAGAGGUCUCCGUACCUGCAGGCUCUGCAUCUGCUCCCGCUGGAGGCUCUGGAGAGCCGUGCCAGCCGUCUGUUCCCGCUGGGGGCUCUGGAGAGUCCAUCCAGCUGUCCACAGCCUGCUCGUCCACGUCCAACACCACACUGUCACCAGCCACUUUCCAGGCCGUCGGCUGAGCAUCUUUGCCAUCAUUGGUGGCCUCCUGAACUGUGUUGCUAAAGCCGCUUCCCACAUGGUCAGCGUCUGGACUUGCUUCACUGGUGCCGCCGCCGCUUUCUUCAUGGCCGGCACCCUGGACUGUCUCGUUGCUGCUGCUGGCUCCGCGAUCGGCCUCCAGAACUGCGCCACGGUCAGCCUCCUGAACUUUUUAGGCCUGGGCUCCUGUGCUUUCAUCCUCCAGGCUGGCCCUCUGAACUGUGUGGGAACUGUUUCUGGAGUUCCAGUGCUUGUUGUGGAUAUUCUGUUUUGGACUAUUCCAUGAGCUCUAGUGCUUUUUGUUAACUUUUUGUUUUGGACCCCCACCAUCCGCCCUGGUUGGGUUGUUUUUGUUUUGCUCUUCUGGUUUGGGCUGUCUGGAGCCAGCCCUUGAGGUUCAGCAUCUGUGUAUCAUCCCCGGUGUCAUUAUUCUGUUCAUCUUCCCCAGUGUCGCUCCAGCCAUGUUUCCAGGUGUCAGGUUGUUUAGUUCCAGUUUCAUGUUUAGCUGUCCCCGGUUUAGGUUUUUGUUGUUUUGUAGUGUUCAUUCAGCCACGAAUAAAGGCUCGCUUUCAGUUAAACAUCUUCAUCUCUAUUGUCUGCAUUUGGGUCCAUUCCCAGAAUUCCGCAUGAUUCACCUUUGCAAACUGUGACAUAAUGAUUAAUAAUAACCUUACUAUAAUGAUUGCAGCAUAAAUGUCUGUAUCUGCCCUUUUCUUCCUUAAGUGUUGUGCCAAAAACUUGCUCCAGGAAUUUAAACUGUUGAAGUGACUUGUUGAUCCAUAAUCUGUCCAAAAUUUGUCAAACAAAAAUGUGUUGUGAUUGAAAUAAAGUCAUUCUGAAUCAUAAUAAAAACAUCCCAAUGAGGAGGUAGAAGCUG
This is a messenger RNA of Oreochromis niloticus (Nile tilapia), 2784 nucleotides long. RefSeq names its product SH3 domain-containing protein C23A1.17-like. NCBI's taxonomy places the organism in Eukaryota, Metazoa, Chordata, Actinopteri, Cichliformes, Cichlidae. The transcript is spliced from 2 exons. Bases 656 to 1888 code for a protein of 410 amino acids. The record is from RefSeq and is a predicted model, not a curated record.